Mycena indigotica is the source of this 1950-nucleotide messenger RNA. RefSeq lists its product as uncharacterized. The record is from RefSeq and is a predicted model, not a curated record. Lineage: Eukaryota; Fungi; Basidiomycota; Agaricomycetes; Agaricales; Mycenaceae. The transcript is spliced from 3 exons. Bases 1 to 1950 code for a protein of 649 amino acids.
AUGCAAUCCAGUUCGGCUUCUACGAGCCCUACCAGUCCUUUCACGACCAACUCCAUCCAAAGCGACCCCACUUCUGACGAACUACCUGAUCUUGGUGAAUUCACAGCUGUGUUUCGUCAAGUUCGAGCAUGGAACCAGCAACCACUUCCACGUGCACACCGGCCGCAGCUUUCCAGCUCUGCUACCUCCUCCUCUAUGGAGCUCGAGUCAUCUGAGGUGUCUCUGGUUCCUACUCCAGAUGGCUCCACGGUCUGGUCCCGUCGACCAAUAGCUUCAUAUCUCAACAGUGUCUCUACGAUUGACAUCGAUACACAUUCCUCCAGCCCCGGCUCAGGGUCAAAUACUGAAGGCGACACUCACACACUUGAACUCGACCUGGUUGACCCUGUCGACUACGAGCUGUCUGAUGUUGAAUUAGACACUCAACCUUCAUUGGGACUAUUAGAUGGCGCACUUAGUUUUUUGGCUGCAGAACGUGCGCGAUGGACUGCACAGCGCGAGGCGGGCACAGCCGUAAACGAGGCAACCUGGAAGCAUGUUGUUGAACCACGUCGCAAGCGCCGUAGGAAACGCCGCAGUGCCAAACCCGACGAUAAUUCCCAAAUGGAAAUAACUGAGGACGUCGACUCUUCGUCUUCAUUCGAUUACACCACGACAACUACAACGACCACCCAUAAAUCCGUUCCUUCCACCCCCGCGCGCUCACGCAAGGACAAACGGAGACAACAGGCACUCGCUACCACAUCUGGCAGUCCUACUCGCGUCCUUAUUCAUAGCAAGAGUACCCCGCAAUUACGACCAAUAGCAUUAUUAGACGAGACUCAUCCGCGCCAUGCCCGUGUCAUUAGACUGCGUAGUCUGGCCAAGAAGCUAGGAAAACUUUUCCCUGCUGAUGAACCACUGCUUAACAGUAUCAUUUCCGAUGACUUUGGGCAAGAUGACGUUGACCCUCGUGGCCUACCGCCGGGAGAGAAUGACGCGCUUAUCCAUGUCUUCAUUGACCAUUCCAACAUUCUUAUCGGCCUGCUCUCCCACCUCAAGAGGAAUCCCCGGGUACUCAACUCGACGCCGUCAAAUGCGGGUCAGACUCUUGUCGCCACACCUGCUCCGAAUGCUGCCUUUACCUUUCCUCUCAAAUCGGGUCAACGUUUGCGACAUCUUUCUCACUCUGCAUUAGCUCUCAUCCUUGAACGUGGACGGCCUAUCUCUCGACGGGUCCUUGUAACCUCGAGCCCGUUGUACCAGUCCAUGGCUGUUGCGGAGAGCCUUGGCUAUGAAGUUAGAAUUUAUGCUCGAGUACCUGAUCUCGGGGAUGGUGCCGACAGAAGUGGUCUAGUGAAUCCGAGGCCUGGCCACCACGGCAGGAGCCUAAGUGCAGGAACAGGAGUGAUCGGAUCAACGAAUCUGAUGGCGUCAAACGCGGUAGAUGAAGGGAAACGGCGCAAGGGACAUGUCCGCAGAACAUCAGGAAGUAAUUCCACUGAAAGCGAAUACACUCAUGGGUUUCCUCAAGCUUUCAUCCGGAGUCUUGGUCUUGGUGAAAGCUCGGCGUCCCUUCCAACGACGACAUCUCUUCCAUCUCCUUCAACAGGAACGCCGACAAAGAUUCGUUAUCGUGAACAAGGUGUUGACGAAUUGUUGCAGCUCAAGCUACAUCAGGCUUUGGCUGCUAUUGAUGGACCCCCACCAAGUGGUUCCACGAUCGUCCUUGCCACGGGAGACGGCAAUGUUGGGCAGUUCAACGAAGACGGCUUCUUGGGGCCCGUCCGGACGGCCCUCAAGAAGGGCUGGGUGGUAGAGCUGUACGCUUGGGAGGAAGGCUUAAGUCGGGCUUGGAUGCGGGAGUUCGGUGAAUGGGCCAAACCUCGAAUCGAGGAGGGAGAGACGUUAGGUCGUUUCCGUAUCGUGGCUUUGGAGCAGUUUGCCGCAGAACUCUUGGAAAUAUAUUAA